AUGGUGCUGCUGCUGGUCAUCCUCAUCCCGGUGCUGGUCAGCUCGGCGGGCACGUCGGCGCACUACGAGAUGCUGGGCACCUGCCGCAUGGUGUGCGACCCGUACGGCGGCACCAAGGCGCCCAGCACGGCCGCCACCCCGGACCGAGGCCUCAUGCAGUCGCUGCCCACCUUCAUCCAGGGCCCCAAAGGAGAGGCCGGCCGCCCGGGCAAGGCCGGGCCCAGAGGGCCGCCGGGGGAACCCGGCCCGCCGGGGCCCGUGGGUCCGCCGGGGGAAAAAGGAGAGCCUGGGCGCCAGGGCCUGCCGGGCCCGCCCGGGGCGCCGGGCCUGAACGCGGCCGGGGCCAUCAGCGCCGCCACCUAUAGCACGGUGCCCAAGAUCGCCUUCUACGCGGGCCUCAAGCGGCAGCACGAGGGCUACGAGGUGCUCAAGUUCGACGACGUCGUCACCAACCUGGGCAACCACUACGACCCCACCACGGGCAAGUUCACCUGCUCCAUCCCCGGCAUCUACUUCUUCACCUACCACGUGCUCAUGCGCGGCGGCGACGGCACCAGCAUGUGGGCCGAUCUGUGCAAGAACAACCAGGUGCGAGCUAGUGCAAUUGCUCAGGAUGCAGACCAAAAUUACGACUAUGCCAGUAACAGCGUCGUUCUACAUUUGGAGCCAGGAGAUGAAGUCUACAUAAAAUUAGAUGGAGGGAAAGCACAUGGAGGAAACAACAACAAAUACAGCACAUUUUCUGGAUUUAUAAUUUAUGCUGACUGA
This is a messenger RNA of Zootoca vivipara (common lizard), 768 nucleotides long. RefSeq names its product complement C1q like 3 (gene C1QL3). Gene Ontology annotation, molecular function: protein binding. Lineage: Eukaryota; Metazoa; Chordata; Lepidosauria; Squamata; Lacertidae. The record is from RefSeq and is a predicted model, not a curated record.